This is a messenger RNA of Ostrinia furnacalis (Asian corn borer), 384 nucleotides long. RefSeq lists its product as uncharacterized. NCBI's taxonomy places the organism in Eukaryota, Metazoa, Arthropoda, Insecta, Lepidoptera, Crambidae. Bases 1 to 384 code for a protein of 127 amino acids. The transcript has 2 exons. The record is from RefSeq and is a predicted model, not a curated record.
AUGAAGUUUUUGUUCGUUCUAUCUAUCGUUCUGGUGACGAGUUUACCAACCUACGGCUCGAUGAGGCGCUCCCUGACCCCAGCUAGAGAAGGCCGAAACUUAGCAGAUCUUCGCCUCCCCCCCAAUUUGAGAUCCCGAGACGUCCCCAAAUUCAGGAUCCCGAACAGCGAACUCUGUGCCCAACUGAAUCUAGACCCAGGCCGGCUCUACUUAGUCCUACCCUGGUGGUAUCAGUACUGCCAGGACCACAAGGAAAGGAAAGCCAAGAAGUACUCUGCAGUUCUACCGAAUCUGGAUUACUAUAUGGAUAAGCUCAAAAGGGUGAACUACGCGAGGAAGAUGGCUAAGCAACAAAUGGCAAGGAAACAAAUAAACAAUUUGUAA